AUGGGACUCAAAGACCCUGCAAAGGAGACUGUGGCUACAAGUCCGCAUGAUGAUAGUAGCGAUGGUGAUAGCUUGGAGUAUAUCCACGAGGUGGGUGGCAAUACAACCAAGGCUACAUACCAGGAGGCAUCGGGGGCUCCAGUCGAGGUCAACUCCCCAUUGGGAUACUCGGUAGGUUGGGUGACGGUUAUCUUUCUCAAUUUGAGUAAGAUGAUAGGGACCGGUGUGUUUUCAACCCCAUCCAAUGUCGUCAAGGGAGCUGGCUCCGUGGGCCUCGCGUUGUUCUAUUGGGUCAUUGGAUACUUGAUGGCAUCCAGCUCUUUGUCUGUCUAUAUGGAAUUUGCAUCGUGCUUCCCUAGCAGAUCUGGCUCGGAGGUGGUGUACUUGGAACAGUCGUACCCGCGGCCAAAAUACUUUUUCCCGACUGUGUUCGCGAUGCAGACUGUGCUGUUCUCGUUCAGCAGUAGCAAUGCCGUUGUCUUGGCACAGUAUCUCUUCAAACUGGCGGACUCAGAAGCAACACCCUGGAAACUGAAGGGGGUGGCUGUGGCUUCUUAUACAGUUGCCGUACUAGUUCUGGCUUUCAAUACCAGAUGGUCUCUCAGAUUGGCUAAUGCCAUCGGGCUUGUCAAACUUAUCACGUUGGUAUUCAUUGGAAUCACUGGACUUGUUGUUCUUGGGGGCCACACCUCAGUGGAAGACCCCAAGGCCAAUUUCCGAAAUGCUUUCGACGGCACCGGGGCAGCUACAGUGUACGGAACAACCAAUGCCUUGACCAAGGUCUGGUUUUCGUACGCAGGUUACGAAAAUGCCUUCAAUGUGGUCAAUGAAGUCCACAACCCUACUCGGACCUUGAGGUGGAGUGCGCCGUUGUCGUUGGGGGUCACAGCGACUCUAUACGUUCUGGCCAACAUCGCCUAUUUCAGCGCCGCGAGCAAAGAAGAAGUCAUUGCGUCGAAAGUCGUGGCGGCCGGUCUCUUCUUUGAAAAGGUCUUUGGAACCAGCGGUGCAGCUUCUGCGUUGAACUUCCUGAUCUGUUUGAGCGCAUUUGGAAACCUGCUCGCUGUGCUCAUCGGCCAGUCGCGUAUGCUGAGAGAAUGUGGAAGACAAGGCGUGUUGCCAUUCACCUCGUUCUGGACUUCCACCAAGCCUUUUGGAACCCCUCUGGGCCCCUACCUGGUGAAAUGGGGAUUUACACUAUUGAUGAUUCUCGCACCUCCCGCGGGUGAUGCAUUCAACUUCAUUGUGGACCUCGGUGUCUACCCAGCAUCCUUCUUCGGUUUGCUGCUGACCAUCGGGUUGGUGGUCACUCGAAUCCGUCGCAAGCGUCUUCAGCUACCAGCCCCUGACUAUCAGGCUUGGCCUGUCACCAUCGCAUUCGCGAUUCUCUCCCACCUGUACAUGGUCAUCAUGCCGUGGUACCCACCCAGUACAGGGUCUACUGGUGGGGAUGUGAGCUUUUGGUAUGCGACAUACUGCGCAGUGGCUCUGGGAAUCAUCGCUGUCUGUGGUGUCUACUACUAUGUCUGGAUCAAGCUUCUCCCCCGGCUCCAAGGGUUCAAAUGGCAACAGACAGUUCUGGAAUUGGAGGAUGGUGCAACGGCUCACCGGCUGGUCCGAGUUAAGCAGGAUUAA
Penicillium olsonii is the source of this 1635-nucleotide messenger RNA. The record is from the annotation of a GenBank genome assembly. NCBI's taxonomy places the organism in Eukaryota, Fungi, Ascomycota, Eurotiomycetes, Eurotiales, Aspergillaceae.